AUGACGGGAAAUACAGUUGUUGAACUUAAUCAAGAUGUUGGAUGUUAUCUACUAAGAUUUAUUGAUGGAGUAGACGCGGUUAAUUUUAUCGAAGCAGUGAACAAUAGUCGACAAUUUUGGUCAAUUGCAAAAACAUCCAAUCAUCAUUUUAUUGAGAUGAUUAAGGCGUUCCGUGGUCAUCACAGAAUUCUAUUAUCACGUGCACUAUUUGAAGACUUUACAGAUGAAUAUGAAAUCGAUGAUGAACAACUCAUCGUAGUCUCAAAGCGCUAUUCUGAUGUCAUUGAGCCGUCUAUACGUCUAUAUAUUCAUCCUUGCUUUAGUACUGAAGGGUUUACAAAAUUGUGUGAAGUCUAUAAGACUUCUCUUUUCAGCUGCUAUUCUCGACUCUUACCGUUGAACACUGUUUGUUACAAUUACAAUGCAGAUUUUGGACUUCUUGAUUAUGAAUGGUAUGGUCAUACAAUUGGAUCGGAGCGCAUGUUAAAUGAUCACGAAAAAAAUUUGUUCAAAGUUAAUACGUAUUUUAAUAAGAAUGAAGAUCGAAAUGGUUGCUCGAGAAUGAUAUUUGUGCAUACAGUGAACGAAUUUAAAGAGAAUCUGGUCACUCGUUUUUCAUCGGAUGAAUGGCUAGGAGCAAUAGACUUCUCAAAAUGGGUCAUUGCUGGAGGAUGUGUAUUAAAUGCUUUAUGUCGAUCACCGUUUCCGGAUACCAAACAACAAGACAUCAACUUGAUGUACUAUGUGAGUGAAAUAUUGGAUUUUAACAAAUCAAUAGAUAUCACUGUCAAUAAUCUUAAUAAAAUGGUUUCACAAGGUUCACGGAAAGAAAUCAAAGUGGAGAAAAUACCAGGCACACCUUGUUACAAUGUGUUUCUACCUUGCCAUAUCCGACUUAAAUUCACUUGGACGGAUAUAGGAAAUUCAAAAAAUCCAGUUUCACAUAUUCUACACAAUUUUGAUAUGGAUAUUUGUCAAGUAGCCUUUACUGGAGAUAAAAUCGUUUCAACAUUUCCAUUCUUGCAAGCUCUUGCGACAAAAUCGUUUAUUGUUUAUAGUCUACAUGCACGAAGUCCAAAACAUUUAUGCACACGUAUAGCAAAAUAUUGUAACAGAGGAUUCAAUCUGCUAGAACCCCUUGAUUUCGAUGGCGAUUUUGAUUCAUUGAUGAUACAAGAAGAAGUUCCAUUGUAUCGAGUUGAACAUCAACAGUAUAUUGAUGAUGACGGUGAGAUUCAAUUUGCUACAAAAGAAUUUCACCGAUCAUUUCUAAAUAAUGUUGAUACUUUUCGGCUUCAAGAGAAAUUCAUGCGUAUGGUUUGUCCCCAAUUAUUACAAUAUGCUUAA
Messenger RNA from Rotaria sp. Silwood2, 1347 nucleotides. NCBI's taxonomy places the organism in Eukaryota, Metazoa, Rotifera, Eurotatoria, Philodinida, Philodinidae. The record is from the annotation of a GenBank genome assembly.